Molecule: messenger RNA, 1005 nt
Organism: Thlaspi arvense
Lineage: Eukaryota; Viridiplantae; Streptophyta; Magnoliopsida; Brassicales; Brassicaceae
Source: the annotation of a GenBank genome assembly
UAACUUAUCUCUUAAUUAUCUUUCUUUAGAAAAUUAAUAUAAUUUCGUACAUUAAUAUAUAUUUAUAUAAAUAAAAGACCAUUCAACUCUUUGUCUCCUCCCCCUCCUUCACUUGCUCUACUAGUUCUUAGAUGCUUUAAGAUCUCUCUAUCUAUCUCUCUCUCUCUCUCAAUCUUUGUUUUUCUCUCUUAUAACCAAAAAAAAAGAAAAAGAAAAUGAAUAUCUCUCAAAACCCUAGCCCUAAUUUCACGUUCUUCUCCGAUGAAAGCUUUAUUAAUAAUCCUUUUAUGGAUAACUUUGAUUUCUCCAAUUUGAUGUUCGAUGUUGACGAAGGAGGCAAUAAUAGAUUGAUCCAGGAGGAAACUUCAUCUCCGACAAGCAUCGUUUCGGAGACAUUCACCGGAGAAAGCGGUGGAUCCGGCAGCGCAAUAACGACGUUAAGUAAAAAGGAAUCAACGGGAAGUAAAGAUGGUGAGGCGAAGGACAUGGGUCAUAGAGUUGCAUUUAGAACGAGAUCAAAGAUUGAUGUGAUGGAUGAUGGUUAUAAAUGGAGGAAAUAUGGGAAGAAAUCUGUCAAGAACAACACUAACAAGAGGAAUUACUACAAAUGCUCAAGUGAAGGUUGCAUGGUGAAGAAGAGAGUAGAGAGAGAUAGUGAAGAUGCAGCUUAUGUGAUUACAACCUAUGAAGGAGUCCACAACCAUGAGAGUCCGUCACAUGUCUAUUACAAUGACAUGGUUUUGUCUUAUGAUCAUGAUAAUUGGAACCAACACUCUCUUCUUCAAUCUGUCCACUUAUCUCCUCCAUCAUGAGAUUGUUAGAUACAUACUACCAUCAUUGUAAUAUCAAUGCAUCGCCUUGUGUAAUUUUAUAGGUAUAAUAAAGAAUUUAAUUAUUUCGCGGUUAUAAUUGUUUGAUAUAUGUGUAUAUGACGAAACUGUUUGUAGUUAUUUAGAUAUCAAUAUUAGUGUAUAGUUGCAAAUUUGCAGUAUCAUGAAGGAGUCC